Messenger RNA from Boeremia exigua, 1719 nucleotides. RefSeq names its product mitochondrial import protein mmp37. The record is from RefSeq and is a predicted model, not a curated record. The transcript has a single exon. The coding region runs from base 13 to 1368 and encodes 451 amino acids. Gene Ontology annotation, molecular function: phosphatidate cytidylyltransferase activity. Gene Ontology annotation, biological process: cardiolipin biosynthetic process; CDP-diacylglycerol biosynthetic process. NCBI's taxonomy places the organism in Eukaryota, Fungi, Ascomycota, Dothideomycetes, Pleosporales, Didymellaceae. Gene Ontology annotation, cellular component: mitochondrion.
CUCACACCCCCAAUGUAUCAAUUCCGCCCACUCGCACGGACAGCGUGGUGCAGGACGCCCCUGCUGCUUCCUGGCCGCCGGGCCUUUGCGUCGCAGCAGGUGCAGGCCGGCCAGGCGGGCGCAGAGGCCCAUUCGCUCCCUGCAGGAUGGGAGGAUCAAGAGCCCACGCUCUCCGACUUCUCAGAGCUGCCGCACAAGGACUUUGGGAAGAACCAAUUGAUCCAGACGAACGAGGACUUCAAGCGGUCCCUACGAGGAAUCCUGCGCCAGUUCCCGCCCGUCACAUAUGCCUUUGCCUACGGGUCCGGCGUCUUCCCCCAGUCGGCUGCCACGGCGUCGCUCACCACCGAAUCGCCGCACCCAAACCCCCCCGAGGCGAUAUUGAAGUGGCAGAAGGGCGGUGGAAAGAUGAUUGACUUCAUCCUGACGCCGCGCUACUCGCAGCAUUUCCACUCGCUCAAUCUGCGCGAGCAUCGCGACCACUACUCGUUCCUCGGGUCCAUGGGCUCGGGCGUUGUCAGCCACGUGCAGGACCGCUACGGAGCAGGCGUGUACUUCAAUCCGUACAUCACCGUCAACGGCACCAUGAUCAAGUACGGCGUCGUCAACUUCGAAACCCUCCUGCGCGAUCUCACCGACUGGGACACACUGUACCUUGCCGGCCGCCUGCACAAGCCCUGCAAGAUCCUUCACGAGGAACCGAACAUCCGUCUUGCGAACCAGCGCAACCUGUUGUCCGCCGUUCGAUGCGCUCUCCUCCUCCUUCCACCGACCUUCACCGAGAAGGAGCUGUAUUCGACAAUCACCGGGUUGAGCUACCAAGGCGACCCACGUAUGCAGUACGGCAGCGAAAACCCCAAGAAAAUCGACAACAUUGUCACGCACCAGAUCCGAAACUUUAGAUUGCUAUACCACGACCUGCUCGUGUCGCUGCCCAACAUCAUGUACGCUGACUUCUCCGCUGUGAGUAAGUCGGAUUGGAUGGACGAUGUGAAGCUGGACUUGAAGAUGUCGCAAGACAUGAGCCCCGAGCGACGCGCAAACAUGGUACGACGACUGCCCAAGAAGUUCCGUGAGAAGAUCUACUUCCUGUAUCGGGGCAAGUUCGGCAUCUCCGGAAGCGAGUACAAGGAUAUGUUGGAAGCAAGCAAAGAUGAAGAUGCCAAAGGUGGUGUCAAGAAGCAAGUCGGGAGCGACUUUGAUAAGCGCAUCGCAGCCGAGACCGAUUUGCCCCAGAUGGUGACAAGAGCAAUCAACCAAACCGUCAAAUGGCCAUCGACGAUGCAGAGUUUGAAGGGCCCAUUUACAGCAGGACCACAGAGGGCUUGGAGAUACUUGGGAGAAAAACGUGCAAAGGCCAAGAUGUGACAAGGCCGGCCAUCCAACCACCAACAGCAAGAGUCGGAUCGUACUCUGUUCAGGCAGAAAUCCCUUUUGUAACAUUACGAAAGCGCAAGCGAGCAAGCGAGCGUCAACUAUAGACUUGUAUUUGGGCUGCAUGCAGCCGCCGUUAGCAGCAUGCGGGUCAGGCUUGGGGGAAAAGUUGAGCGAACGUCAUUUCUUUGCUGCCUUAUAAGGAUGCACUUCAGUGCCACCACGAAAUCGCAUUCGUUUGCGGCUUCAAAAAGCUUAUUCAAUCAUAGAUUACGAGCCGGAGGCUUGCAUCUUCUUAUCCAUACAAUCAAAGCGGCCGGACACAUGCUUCUGAUACGAUCGAUA